Molecule: messenger RNA, 2538 nt
Organism: Bombus terrestris (buff-tailed bumblebee)
Lineage: Eukaryota; Metazoa; Arthropoda; Insecta; Hymenoptera; Apidae
Product: pre-piRNA 3'-exonuclease trimmer
Exons: 12
Coding region: 812-2422 (536 amino acids)
Biological process (GO): nuclear-transcribed mRNA poly(A) tail shortening
Cellular component (GO): endoplasmic reticulum; cytoplasm
Molecular function (GO): poly(A)-specific ribonuclease activity; RNA binding
Source: RefSeq, a predicted model, not a curated record
UUAGGUACACUCGUUCUGUAUCGUUUCGUUACUUCACACUGACAAAGUAAAGUGGCUUUUUAACGAUCGUUCGAUUUGAGAAAGAUCCUUCCUAUCUUUGGCUAGCUUGGCUAGCUAUUGAAUUUGAAUUGGAUGAAGUUGUUGCUGCUAAUUAGGAAAUUAAUAAACCGCUACUGUAAAUUUACUCUCGUUAGAGAAAGUAGAAUGUAUUAAUCACGACCGUUGAGUAAGUGAUUUCUGUUAUGAUCGAUUGUUCGAUUAAUUAUGUCCGUAUUCAAAGUUUUAAGCGCCUCAACUGAGGCCGAUCAUGUAUAUUUUUAGUUUCUAUAAUUAUAAUUUUCAUAUAUUGGAUAUAUUAUAUUAUAUUUUAAUAAAUUGCGGAAAUUUGUACAAUGAACGAGUAUUUUAUAUCAGCGAUUAAACGUGUUAGAGAAUAAUUAACGGUGCUGUUUGAUGAACUAAUAAAAACACAAUAAACAAACACGGUAAAUUGAAGGAUAAGAAACAUGGACUGCAAUGUAUUGAUUCCUAAUACAUAAUUCUAUUUUUGAUCCUGUUCAAUUCUGUACUUCCAGCGUUUAUCAUUUUGUCAUUCUUUUGAUUGUUAUUAAUAUAUUUGAAUCUUUAAGAACUUUUUAAAAUAAUUAUAUUUUCAUAAAUAAAAUUUGGAUCAGAUAAAAUUUUGUGAUUUCGUUUGACUGCAAUAUUCAUUUUUUGUAACCAAAUAAUACUGUGGAUCAGUUAGGUUAUAUUCACGUGAUUAUUCGCUGAAAGUCAGAGUUACUGUGUACAUAAACAAACAGAAUUUAACAUGAAUGAAGUUUUGAAUAGCAAUUUUGAUGCUGUGUAUCCACGGAUAGAGAAUGCUAUAAACAAUGCAGCUUUCAUUGCGAUAGAUGCUGAAAUGUCAGGUAUACAUACGGAGAGAGAUUUGAAAAAUAGUUUAUUUGAUACUCUCAAUGAUCGUUACACGGCAUGGAAAAGAAACAUUCAGCAAUUCGUAAUUGUACAAUUUGGCAUUACAACUUUUUAUCGUGUUCCCUCUAAGAAUGCCUAUAAAGCGGACAGCUUUACUUUUUACUUGUUUCCUAGAUCUAUACCAUUAAAAAAUAGACAAUUGUCAUGGGAAGUGGAAGCGAUGGAUUUCCUUUAUAAACAUGGCUUUGAUUUUAAUAAAUUCUUAGUCGGAGGUAUUUCGUAUAUUGACGAAAUAGAUGAGAAAUUAAUGCUUGAUCACAUAACACAAGGUGAUAUAGAAGAUUGUUUAUCACUUUUAUCCUACGACGAAGAAGAAAAUUUCAAAGAGUGCAAGAGCAAGGUUUGUGAAUGGAUUUCUAAUAAGUCAGAAAAUGCACCAUUAAAGUUGGAAACUAUCACUCCUAUGGUACAGUAUGUAUUACAUAAAGACUUAAGGAAUAAUUACAACGAUAUUUGGACUACGUCAGACUGUAAAUCAAUAGAUGUUAUGAAAAUAUCGGGUAAUGCACAGGAUGAUUUGUCCAAGAAGAAUAAUUUAGAAGAUGUACUGCUAGAUUUUUAUUUAGGUUUUUCCAAAGUAUUUAAGCUUUUGUCCUCUAGUAAGAAAAUGAUAAUAGGGCACAAUAUACUUUUGGAUUUAAUGUUCAUGCAUCAACAAUUCUAUAAGCCACUACCAGAUUCAUACAAAGAAUUCAAAAGUAAUAUACAUACAUUAUUUCCACAAAUAUAUGACACAAAAUUCUUAAGCUUUGAGUUGCGAAAAUUAUAUAGCAAGGAUGAAGUAAACUGGAAAAUAAAUUCAUUGAAUAUUUUGUACGAAUAUUUUACAACUCAAGGACGAAUUAUAACUUAUAAUUCACCAGAGAUUAUCUUUAAUGAAGAAUUUUCACAUAAAAAGAAUUAUCAUAGCGCUGGGUGGGAUUCUUACUUUUGUGGAUAUAUAUUUGUGAAAAUGGCACAUAUAUUUUGUGUAAAGAAAUUUGGGACGGGUUUAGAAGAAAGGAUAGCGUCCCAUACUGAGUUAAUGAGCAGUGUAAAAGAUUUUAUAAAUUCUAUAAAUAUAACAAGAGGCAAUGAAAUAUAUAUGAAACUUGAUGGAGAAGAUCCAGUGUUAUCGAGACCAGAAUGGCUUCAUGUCAAGUUGAAGUCACCAUCUCUAGAUAUCAAGCAGUUAAUGAUGAAAUUCUCAUCUUAUGGUUCAAUGGAUGUAAUGCCCUUUGCUCGGAGACGCGUUUUAGUAGCUGUCUCAAACCACAAUACCGCGUCGGAGAUAUUGCGGCAAUUCAAGAGCAGCAAGGAAUUACAGGUGACACGGUACAACCGCAUAAAACACGCGACGUCCAUGACCAUUCUUUUGUGGAGCGGAGCUGUUCUGUCCGGAGGUAUUCUUGCCUGGAUGUUAAAAAAUAUUUCUAAAACGUAUAUCAAUCAAUGCAUAUCUUAAUCAAUCAUAUGCAUAUUUGAUAAUGGGGAACGUUACAAAAGUAAAUCCCAGUAACGAAACGAUUAUUCCAGUUGAUUUUCGUAUGGCAGAAGAUACAGAAUAAACAUUCAAUUUUA